This is a messenger RNA of Toxorhynchites rutilus septentrionalis, 2388 nucleotides long. RefSeq lists its product as uncharacterized. Bases 600 to 2360 code for a protein of 586 amino acids. The transcript has 2 exons. The record is from RefSeq and is a predicted model, not a curated record. Lineage: Eukaryota; Metazoa; Arthropoda; Insecta; Diptera; Culicidae.
UAUAAGUUAACGACGAAACUGCAAACCCAACUUGGAAACAAACGCCAACCGCCCCAAGCGUGUAUCUCGCUUCAUCAGCAGCAUCAAACCUCCCACGAAUAAACAUCCCGUCAGCAACGCGGCCAGCCAGCCAGCCAGCCGUUCAACUAUCAACGAAUAACGCACAAUCAGAUAUUCCGUCAACAAGGUGUCAUAUUCCGCCAGCUACCCAACUAUCGAUGGAAUGCGCAGCGAGACCGUUGUAUGCUUAGUUUAGUAAACAAGAUUAGGGAAGUUAUAAAAAGGCCUCAACAAUUUGAAUAAAGAGCAUUAUAGUAGUAAACGUCGAGGAACGUAGUCGAGUAGUUUUUUUUAAAAACCCCGAAAGGCCAUCGAAGGUCUUGAUUGGCGCAGUCGUGCGGAUUAAUCUCGUGUUUUCGAAUCGCAAUCGAGCGCCCGCGAGUGAAUAUCGUGGACUUGAAUUCGUUACCGAGAAAAAUCCGCGAACCGAAAGAUAACUUUAGUGAACCCCGAAGUGAAGUGUAUUUCCAAAACGGACAUUGAAACAGCAAUAUAAGUGUACUGGAGCUCUUGGAUCCGAGCGAACAUCGGAAAUCAGGAUGGACGUUUCAUUAAUCAUUAUCCUACUGUUCCUUCCCUUUUCCCACAAUAAAUUUAUCCAAUUACACGAUAUCACAAAUAAUCCUGGAGCGCUAACUUUAAGCGCGGGAGAGGGCAGAAUUCAAGAAGGAUACAAUAGAUUAUUUCACACAGUAGAUUUGCAAGAAUUAGGAGUCACAAUUGAAAUACUGGAAAAUUUAAUACUGAAGGUUAAUAGUUCAACAGGUGAUUUUUCUAGGCUUAUUUAUAUCAAGUUUAAGGAAAUUAAUAAUACAUACAAAGCCCUUCUCCCAAACAUUCAAAGAAACAAAAGAUCAAUCGAAACAUUAGGCAGUGUUUUAAAAUUUGUUACAGGCAAUUUAGACGCUGAAGAUUUACGACACAUUAAUUCAAACAUAGAUGCUAUUAAAAGAUCUGAAAACAAACUAAUGGAACAAAAUAAUAAACAGAUUGUAAUGAACCAAGAAUUCAAAAAUCGUAUACAAACAUUGACAAAUGUAAUAAAACAGCAUGAAAAUGUCAUAUUAAAAUUGAAUACACAAAAAGGAUAUGUAAUUACAGAAAACACUAAAAUUUCCAUACUUUUUCAGUUAGACAUGGUGUUACAAACACUAAGAACAAUAGAAAAUACGAUAGCACUUGCCAAAUUAAAUAUUGUAACCAGACAGUUAUUAACAAUCAAUGAACUUAAAAUUGUAGCCGAACAAUUAAAACAAGCAAAUGUUAAAUUAGACAGUUUAGAAGAUGCAUACAACUACCUCUCGAUAACUGUGCUUUACCAUGGACGCCAUCUCAUCAUUAGCAUCGACAUCCCAAGGGUAUCACCCAUAAUUUACGAAAGAAUGAUUAUCGAAGAACUCCCAAUCUUAAAUAAAACCGUCAAUAUUAAUCACCAAACAGUUCUAGUGCAUUCCAACGAAACAAUGGCAGUCUUAGCAGAGUUUGAACAAAUAGCCAAAAUCCAUAUUUAUAAACGAAACCAAUUGUUGAAUAUCACCAACGACUUGUGUGUUGCACCUUUAGUUCGAGGACGAAGUGGGAAAUGCCCCUUCAAAGAAACACCACCCAGAACAGAAUAUAAACUUCUGACUUAUGGAACAUUAGUAGUCAAAGCUACGCUAGAAAACGUUGUGAUGAGCAGUACUUGUGGUAUAAACCGAAAAGAACUCAAAGGCAACUACCUUAUCAUAUUUCAAAAUUGCUCUGUAAUUAUUCAGGACAGGCUAUUCGAAAAUCUAGAAUUGCACUUCAACCACCCGAUUAUUUCACCUCUCGAAAUAAAUCAAAUAGAAGAAACCUCAUUAGAAAAAUACUACAACACUUCAUACUUACAUGAAAUGCACAUUGAAAACAGAAAGCAUUUGGAUUCGCUGAAAAUACACAAUUUUUCAUCGAUUGGAGCAAUGUUUGCCUUAACCAUGAUAAUCAUCCUUGUUACAAUCUACAGAAGACGCAACGCGAUAGCAACAUUUUUUAUAAGACGCACGGGACGUGCUUCUCUUGGGGAUGGAGUAGUUAACGACGAAACUGCAAACCCAACUUGGAAACAAACGCCAACCGCCCCAAGCGUGUAUCUCGCUUCAUCAGCAGCAUCAAACCUCCCACGAAUAAACAUCCUGUCAGCAACGCGGCCAGCCAGCCAGCCAGCCGUUCAACUAUCAACGAAUAACGCACAAUCAGAUAUUCCGUCAACAAGGUGUCAUAUUCCGCCAGCUACCCAACUAUCGAUGGAAUGCGCAGCGAGACCGUUGUAUGCUUAGUUUAGUAAACAAGAUUAGGGAAGUUAUA